UAUCAGCUCAGUCUUUAACCGCUUCGCCGAGUAUAACGUUCGAUAAAAGUAUUUGAAAUUCGGUAUUUUCAAAAAAUGUCUUUAAUAAAUUUACUAAAAUCAUAUAUAUUUAUGUAGAGUAAACGAGUAUUUUUAAAUAUUUAAGCUUUUUGUAUGACGCGUGUCGUGUUUUUAAUAUUUUUCUAUUUUCGCGUGUGAAAAUUACUUGUCGAGUGUUUGAAUACUAUUAUGAAUUGGCAAUCAAAAUAGUGGCGCCUGUGUGUCAUUAUGGGAAAGUUAUAUAUUAUUUUCAUAUGACAUUAGUUGUGCCUUUAGUGGUGUCGGUGCUAUAGUUUUAUUAUGAAAAAUGUAUGUGGUGUUAUAAAUUUUUUGAUCGCUAAGUUUUUGGCGACAUCAGCCAAUGUCACUUGAGUGGGUGUAACGUGCGAGUGUAGGUGUGUGUACAUAUUUAUACGUGUGUGUCACAAAAUAUAUUUUCUGAAACUUGUUUUAUUCACUGAUUGAUAUUUGAUGAAAAGUGCCAAAAACAUUUCAAAUAUAUAUUUUAUAUUCGAAAUUAAAAUUUAUCGAUAUAUUACCUACAAAUACCGUUUUUUAUUGCACACAUAGGGAAGCGUAAUAACAUCUAAAAAUACGGUGUGAUAUUUAAAAAAAAAUAUACAAAAAAUUAAUGAAAUAAAGCUAGAAAUUUCUUCGUAAAUAUUUAAAAAUUCUUAAAAACGUCAAUAACAGUUUCAUAGAAAUUGUUGCGCACUUAAAACAAUCAUAUCUUCGACCAGAACACCACGAUAGAUCAACGAGUGCCUUAGCAACAUGUUGCAGCAACACAUUUAUGCAUUUUUAUAAGUAUUUAGAAGUCAACAACUGUUUUCGGGGAAUUUAAAAAAUAUAUAUAUAUGAUAAUCACCACUAUUAAAUUAAAAAUAUAAAAAAGCACGCACUGAUCCACCAUACAACAAACACACGCGCUAUAACACCAAAUCAAACACGCACGCAACAUUUUAUGGAACACACAAAUAUUUUGAAUCGCAAUGAUGUUCAGCUCCGCGGAUGUGGCCGCAGUGCGUCAUGUGGUGCAACGCAUAUUGGUGCCAUGCGUGUUUGUAGUUGGAUUGUUGGGCAACUCAGUGAGCAUUUAUGUGCUGACCAGAAAACGCAUGCGUUGCACAACAAAUAUUUAUCUCACCGCGCUCGCCAUCACCGAUAUUAUUUAUCUCACCAUGGCAUUGCUCCUAUCACUACAACACUACGACUAUGUGCAGCGGAAUGUGGAAAUCUUUUGGAAAUGUUAUGGUUAUGCGGUUUGGCUUUGUGAUGCCUGUGCGUACAUUUCCAUUUACAUAGCUGUGUGUUUUACGAUCGAACGAUUUAUUGCGAUACGUUACCCGCUUAAACGACAGACAUUCUGCACGGAAUCGUUGGCAAAGAAAGUCAUUACAGGAGUCGCACUCUUCUGCCUCUUCUCCACAAUUUCGACAGCUUUCGAACAUCAGUAUCGCAUCACUAAGAAAUCAAUUGAUAUCCAUGGCGUUGCGUGUAAUAUAACGCAAGCGAACGCGUCAGAGCGACUGUCAUUGCUCCAACUGAAUUACAACGAAAGUGUGCGACAACAACAACAGCAAGAAGAAGCAGGGCGUACGAAAAAACAAAACGACGCACUACAUUUACCGUUGCAGCACUAUAUGUUGCCGCCAAAAUCGGCAGUAACGACAACGCCACAUAUCGAUUUCGAAGGCAGCGGUCAGGCGGUUGCGGAUGAACGCACAGAGCACACAGCUCAUCACUUGCAAACACAGGCUGUAGACUCAGCAAUUGGGGACGUAGUGAGCAAAAAGGACAAUUUGGCGAGCAGUAGUGGCGGUAGUAAUGUAGGCGACACGGAGAGUAACGCAUGGAGGUCUAAACCGGAUGUAAUAUUGCGUAGAUUGAAACGUACAGUGGAGCCGAAUAAGGCAGCGCCCACCACAGGCAGCACCACACAGGCACCUUUGACACGUUCUUUAGCUACACCUUUACCAAUCGCACUAGCAAAUGCAGCGCCGUUGCCGGCAAUGCAUGAAUGGUUCGCGCUAGCAGCAGCAACAUCAGCAGUCACAACGAACGACGCACAAAUGAGAGUUCCACGAGGUUCGGUUGUGAAGAGAGCACUUUCUGCGGCGGUUGAAACACACAUUCCCCGAAUUAUGUCAAACUACUACUUACUGGAUAGCCGCGCCGAUCUGCUAUUGGAUACAGAAUUCUUAGUGCGUGCAGCAACGCCGACUACAGAAAACGCAGACGAAGUUGAACAGACAAUGCAAGAUGCAGAUAUAAUAGCUGAGCAAGAACCGAGUUUUGGAAAAUUAACCGGCGGUGGUGGUAGGGCCGCCAACGCGCAGUCGACACAUGGAACGCAAAAUGCCGAAACGGUUUUCUUCAACAUAACGGAUUACUGCGAAGAAGUCAUCUACUAUCAGAACAGCCAAUCGAGCUUGGGCGAGAAUGCGCUCUAUACACGCCUCUGGUACUUUUUCACCUUGUUCGUGUUCGUUUUAAUACCGUUAUGCCUGUUGGGCACCUUCAAUUGCUUCCUCAUAAUGUUGGUGCGACGGUCAAAGAAUUUACGCGGCGAAAUGACGAAUGCGAACAGCAUACGGCGCUCGCGCAUGAGCGGCAAAGGGCAACGCAAAUCACACACGUCAUCCGUUUCGCAGGAGAACCGCAUCACCGUUACGCUGAUCGCGGUCGUUUUGCUCUUCAUCAUUUGUCAACUGCCGUGGGCGAUUUAUUUAAUCGUUUCGGAGAAUGUCGAUAUCGAUAACAAUCUGCAAGCGAUUAUUGGUAAUAUUUUCAAUUUUCUCGCUGACAUCAAUGCGGCUGCGAAUUUUUUCUUGUAUUGCGUACUCUCGGAUAAAUAUCGCAAAACGGUACGCGAACUCAUAACGGGCUACAAGUAUCGUGCACAUGCACGUCACGCGACUGCCAGCACGAGCCUUUACACGAGCACGCAUGGCACGCAUUCGGUGAAUGGCAGUCGCCGUUAUCGGCCGACAGCUGCGUCGAUAGUCGUCAAGUGAUGAAAAGAGAGAAGAAAGAGAGCGGAGAGCCUCAAAUGUGCAUGACCUCGUGUUGCUUCGUGUUGUACGAACGCCUACUGUAUUCUACUUAGUUAAAAUUGUGUGCUAAUUAUUGUUGUUGUCGAUGUGUGCUACGUUUGCGCAAAUUGAAUUUGUUAAUUUUAAUGUAAUUUAAAUUAGUUAGUGGCAUAUUUAUUAAUUAAACGAGUUAAUUAAGCAAAUUGUUUGCCGCGCGCCAUUUAAUUAAGUUGUUAAGUGCAUAAGUGACGCUACACAUACACACAUACAUAUAAGCCUGGACACAGAUAUACAGUUAUAUAAAUAUAUAAUCUAUGUGCAAUUAUAUUUCGCGCUAAUUAAGUAUUGUAUUUAAGUUAAGCGAUUACUUGUAAUUAAUUACAUUUAUAAGCGAAUGAGUCAAAUAAUUAUAAUUUUAAUUAUUUUCAAGUAUAAUAUAAUUGUAAAAAUUAUAAAUUUUUAUUAUUAUUAAAAUAUUUUAAUUAAGAAAUUA
This is a messenger RNA of Bactrocera neohumeralis, 3567 nucleotides long. RefSeq lists its product as uncharacterized. Lineage: Eukaryota; Metazoa; Arthropoda; Insecta; Diptera; Tephritidae. The transcript has 8 exons. The record is from RefSeq and is a predicted model, not a curated record. Gene Ontology annotation, biological process: G protein-coupled receptor signaling pathway. Gene Ontology annotation, cellular component: membrane. Bases 1032 to 3056 code for a protein of 674 amino acids. Gene Ontology annotation, molecular function: G protein-coupled receptor activity.